Messenger RNA from Caenorhabditis elegans, 445 nucleotides. It is a transcript of the gene F42A9.8, whose product is annotated as CBFD_NFYB_HMF domain-containing protein. The coding region runs from base 7 to 366 and encodes 119 amino acids. The transcript is spliced from 3 exons. The record is from RefSeq and is marked reviewed. Lineage: Eukaryota; Metazoa; Nematoda; Chromadorea; Rhabditida; Rhabditidae.
GCAAAAAUGAUGUCAUCGGGACCCUUGGAUCCAUCAGAUGUCACGUUAUUCACUUCAUACCCCAGUCCCAUAGUUGUUCCGCUCGAAUUCAUAGAAGAACAGUCUAAAUCGUCGAGAGAAGAGCUGGAAAUUGAUGAAAGCGGUCUUUAUAUUAUGUCGAAAGCACUCGAAGAAUUCAUGCGAACAGUGAUGCGAGGAGCAACGCAGAAUGGUUCCCGACUUCUAGACUACGAUUCAAUUGCCGAGUUCUUUGCCAAUUCAGAGUUCAGGGCGCUGAAAGAUUUCUUCCCUGAAAGAGUCCGGUUCGAUGAAAUUGAAAGCGAAAUCUUACCAACUCGUGCCACAGGACCAUCUAACUCUUCAUGACUUAUUUUUUACAGUAAUUCUGUGAUGCACAUUUUCCAAAAAGAUUCACGUUUUUUUUUGAAUAAACAAUCUAACUCUC